Molecule: messenger RNA, 2667 nt
Organism: Colletotrichum fioriniae
Lineage: Eukaryota; Fungi; Ascomycota; Sordariomycetes; Glomerellales; Glomerellaceae
Source: RefSeq, a predicted model, not a curated record
AUGAUUUCGCGAGCAGUGUUUGCUCGUGGUGUAUGCCUGCGAUGUCAAUUACGAAUCCUCGAUCGACCGAAAGCUCAUAGCUCGCUCCGAAUCGCCCCUUUUCGAACCCAUUUCCUCCAGCGACGGACGUAUAGUUCCGAGUCGGCGUGGGAGCGUCUUACUAGAAGUUCAGAAGGGAAGGAUGAAGAACCGCCAAGCAGACAGGUUCCUGAGAAGGAUGUCUCGCCUACGAAAGACCAGCCUUCUCAGACGUCAUUCAAAACAGUAGAUGAAGAUGGCGCAUCGAUCAGAACCGAACCGGAAGCUGCCACCUUGUCCCGAGACCCAACGAAGCGAAGGAGCCCUCUCUUGACGAGAUACUACAUCGGCGAAGACCCCCUCGACCGCGUCUCGAGGCGUCGCGUUGGCAAUCGUAGUGUGUACCUCCAGUCUGAGGCACUGGACGUUGAUAUGCUGGGAGAAAAGGCACAAGCGAUCGUGAUGCGCGACAUGAGACGACGCCACCGGGACAUCAAGCAAUUGCCUGUGGAAGAGCUCAUUCCUGAGGCAUUCGACAUCAGCCAAAGCCUCGCAUCUGAAGAUAAGGAUCUGACGAUGGAGGAGGCGCUAUCAAACCUCGAAGAGAUCCGGCCUUCCGACCCCAUUGUCUCGUACGAUGACUUUUAUACGCUGCUGGAUGUCCUCAUCAAUGGCUUCACAGUCGCCCAGCUCAGGGCAUAUGUAAGCCGUGCGAACGCGAGGGCUGCUACUAAGCCGAAGGAGAAGACGAAGCAGCCCUACGAUUCUGUAGAAGUUUUGACGCCCUGGACCCCCGUGGCAAGCGUCGAAAUCGACGGCUCGGCCAAGGAGAGGCUGGGACUGACUCUCAUGUUGGAGGCCUGGCGCUUGACCAUGAGGGAGAUUGUCGACGGCCAAGGCUACUUGAGCGGGCGGAUCGACGAGCGGUUCUUUGCCCUGCUUACGAACCAAGAGCAGCGACUGGACGCCAUCAGGGAAGCCUAUCUUGAUCCAGGCGAAACCAUUGAUAUCUCGGAUUCGAUAUUAAAGAUCAACGCCACCAAGGCCAAGACGCAGGCAAUUCUUCAGAGGUUGGACGAAGCGUCCAAAGCUAUAAUCGUGAAGAACUUCAAAGCCGAUUGGCUUGCUAAUAGCGACGUCGACGGCCAGCUGCUCUGGAACUUGGGCCAGCUCACCAAUACUUUCAUUGACCGUAAAAAGCGUAAAGAGAUUGAGGUAUCGUGGAUCAAACACGGAAACACAGAAGUCGCCUUUGGCGAACAGGUAGACCAAGACGAAACGGGUGAACAACUGGGCCACAUUGUUCAGCGUCUGCUACACUCCGCCCUCUUUCCGAGAGAACAGUCCAUCACCCUGAAACAUGAGUCCGAUGUGAAGAAGGCAAGACUUGUUGCCGAGCCUCGCGGCAACGAGAAGCUCUCGUGGAAGGAGAGGCUCACACAGUGGUCUCGGUGGGUGAAGCAAGCCGGUCGAGAAAAUUCUACCGAUAAGGCGUUCACCAUCACGGAGGGCGACAUUUUGCCUUUGCCUCUUUCUACCAAGGCCCCAGCCGUGGAUUCAGAUGCUCCUUGGAGCAAGCCGUAUGUCUCGACAGCCGCUUCCUUUGGCCAGAUACUCCACAAGUACGACGAAGGAAGCUUUACAAUCGCCAAGGCAGCCAAAGCCAAGAAUCACAUCUUCUCACCUAGCUCCCCGCCUCCCGCAGGUCUCGCACCCAUCGUGGAGUCAGUUACCUCUGCGAACCCGGAAAGCCCCAUCAUAACUACCCUCCUUCUCGUCUUCCGACCUCACCCUUCCGUGGCCAAGGAAACAGCCCGCGACCUUCCCGAUCUCCUCGAGCUCCACCUGACCGUCCCGGACGACCUUCCCGAGGGCCCCCUGGCGUGGGACGCCACUCCCAAGCGUCUCGUCGCCACCCUCAGCCAGACCUUUACCGACGUCGCGUACCCCUCCGAACCCGUCGACCUGCGGCUCUCGCAGCCGUUGGUGUCCACCAUGUCACCAGAGGCCCUCGACACGUCUGCGUUCCGCGAGUACAUUGAGGCCGCGAAGCUGGACCUCCUCGAAGGACGCUUGCGCCCGCCGCCGGAGGUCGAGCUGUCCGGUCUCCCUUCCGCUAAGGACGACGGGAGCGUUUCCGGGCCCGUGAAGUACAUGUUUGCCGGUCUCGAGAUGCGUCGGGCUCUCGAGGUGAGUUACGAGGGUCAUAAGAUCCAGUUGGCGAGCAUCGAGGCUGGUUUGCACGGUGGUCGCCGUUCUCAGAUGAACUUUGAAGCUGUGCCACCGCCUGCCGACGCGAGCUUGUCAAAAUACGAAGAGAAGACCUAUGUGAGGAAGUACCUAGACAUCGCGGAGGACUUUGUGAGAGGAGGUGUUGUGAAGUGGAUCGGAGAGAGAGACCUUGCGGGAGAGUUUAAGGAAGUUGAAGACACGACGGCAGCGGCGGUCGAGGAAAUUGAGGUUGCGGAAGCUGGAGAGGAGCGUGCUCUUCGUGAGAGUGAGCUCGAUCUUCCCAUGGAGCAGCUGGAAGUGACAGAGGAGGGCAAAGCUGAGACUUCAGUAGACGGCAAUGCUGAAGCGUCGGCCAACGAGGACAGUGAGACUUCUGUGGGCGGGGAGACUGAGACGCCAAAGAAGGAUGACUUGUAA